CUUGCAGUGCAGCAGAUACAGAGCAGGUCCUGGUCAGUAGUUACUGCUGUGGUGUCUGGAGCCUCUUCUUCUCUCUGGUAUCAGCCAUUUCUCCAGAAUCCCCCUUUAUCCCCAUUGCUGGGGGCUCUGAGAAGCGGGGUCUCUCCAGGAGCAGUAAGUGCGGUUCUGGAUCUCACUAAUGCUCUUGUCCCUGGAGGAUUUCCAGCCUCUCCUCUCCUCAUAAAGUCCUGUGCAGUACUAGAAGCCUCCAGUUCUCUCCUCUUCUCCUGACUGACCACCAAGGAUGGACAGGAAGGAGAUCAGCAAAAGUAUAUUAGACUUCACCUUUAAGAUCAUCUCCCUGCUGAGCGGAGAGGAUUACACCAUAGUGAAGAAGACAUCGGGGAAGAUUCCCAUUAUCCAUAAAUCAGAAGUGUGGACCCUCAUCACAGAGCCUCCCCCCCUGAUACAUGAGCAGAAGAUCCUAGAACUCACCCACAAGAUAAUUGAGCUGCUGACUGGAGAGGUUCCUGUAAGGUAUCAGGAUGUGGCGGUCUAUUUCUCCAUGGAGGAGUGGGAGUAUAUAGAAGGACACAAGGAUCUGUACAAGGAGGCCAUGAUGGAGGCUCCCCGGCCUCUGAUAUCACCAGAUGGAUCCAGGAGGAGAAAUCCCCCCGAGAGAUGUCCCCGUCCUCUGUAUUCCCAGGACUGUCCAGAGGGGAAGUUUCCAGAGAACCAUCAGAUGACAAAUCAGGGGGAAGAUGUGACUGAUAUUAAAGUGGAGGAUGAAGAAGAGCGGAUGAUGGGCGAUCCCCCGUGUAAGAGUGAGGUGGAGCAGGACAUUCCAGUCCACGUGACCACAGGUGGACCUAUUAGGAGAAAUCAACCAGAGAAAUAUCCCAGCUCUCCGUGUUCUGUUAAUUACCCAGUGGAAAAUCCUUUAUGUUUUAUUAAUGACACCCAACUUGGGAAUCAUCAGAGAGGUCACACAAGGGAGAAUUCAUAUUUAUGUUCAGAAUGUAAGAAAUGUUUCAUUACUAAAGAAAAACUUAGGUAUCAUCAGAAAAUUCACAAAAGGGGGAAGACAUUCGCACGUUCCAAGUGUGGGAAAUCUUUAAUAAAAAAAUCAGUUCUUGUUAUUCAUAAAAAAAUUCACACAGGGGAGAAGCCAUAUUCAUGUUCAGGAUGUCAGAAAUGUUUUCAAAAUAAAUCAGUUUUUGUAAGACAUCAGAGAAUUCACACUGGUGAGAAACCAUUUACAUGUUCAGAAUGUGGGAAAUGUUUUACACACAAAUCAAAUCUUGUUACACACGAGAGAAUUCACAUAGGAUCAAAUCCAUAUUCAUGUCCAGAAUGUGAGAAAUCUUUUACAAGCAAAUCAAGUCUUGUUAGACAUCAGAAAAAUCACACAGGAGAGAGGUCGUACAUCUGCUCAGAAUGUGGGAAAUGUUUUGUUACUAAAGACAACCUCAAGCUUCACGAGAGAUAUCACAGGGGAGAGAAGUCGUAUUCAUGUUCAGAGUGUGGAAAAUGUUUUGUUACUAAAAACAAGCUCAAGCUUCAUCACCGAACGCACACAGGAGAGAAGCCAUAUUCAUGUUCAGAAUGUGGGCAAUGUUUUACACAUAAAUCAAAUCUUGUUACACACAAGAGAAUUCACACAGGGUCGAAGCCAUAUUCAUGUCCAGAAUGUGGGAAAUCUUUUACAAGCAAAUCAGGUCUUGUUAGACAUAAGAGAACUCACACAGGAGAGAAGCCGUAUCCGUGCUCAGAAUGUGGGAAAUGUUUUGCAAGUAAAUCAGAUCUUGUUAAACAUCAGAAACGUCACACAGGAGAGAGGUCGUACUCAUGCUCAGAAUGUGGGAAAUGUUUUGUUACUAAAGACGGCCUCAAGCUUCACGAGAGACAUCACGGGGGAGAGAAGUCGUAUUCAUGUUUAGAGUGUGGAAAAUGUUUUCUUACUAAAGACAAACUCAAGCGUCAUCUAAGAACUCACACAGGAGAGAAGCCAUAUUCAUGUUCAGAAUGUGUGAAGUGUUUCGUUUCUAAAGCCUACCUCCUAGUUCAUCAGAGAAGUCACACAGGAGAGAAGCCAUAUUCAUGCUCAGAAUGUGGGAAAUGUUUCAGCAGAAAGUCAAAUCUUGUUACACAUCAGAGAAUUCACACAGGAGAGAAGCCAUAUUCAUGUUCAGAAUGUGGGAAACGUUUUGCAAAAAAAUCACAUCUUGAUACACAUCAGAGAAUUCACACGGAACAGAAGCCAUAUUUAUGUUCUGAAUGUGGGAAAUGUUUUACACAAAAGGCAAAUCUUGUUGCACAUCAGAGAACUCACACAAGAGAGAAGCCAUAUGCAUGUUCAGAAUGUGGAAAAUGCUUUACACAAAAGGUGAAUCUUGUUGCACAUCAGAGAAUUCAAACAAAAAAGAGAGGUUAUAUUCAUGUUCAGAAUGUGGAAAAUGUUUUACAGAUCAGAUCUAGUCAUACAUAAGAAAACUCAUAAAAGGGGAGAAGCACUUUUCAUGUUCAGAAUGUGGGGAAUAUUUUAUUACUAAAGCCAUACUUAAAGCUCAUCAGAAAAAUACAAUGGAGAGAAGUCAUUUUGAAGUCAUUUGAUGAGUCAAAAAUCAAGAUUCAAUUUUGUAAAAAAAAAUUAUUCCAUGAUUUAUUUUAUCUUAAGGUUAUUUGUUAUAUGCUUUAAUUUCAAAGUAAAAUUGAGACAUUCAAUUAAACAUUAAAGGGGUUGUCUCACUUUAGCAAAUGGUGUUUAUCAUGUAGAGAAAGUUAAUACAAGGCACUUACGAUUGUGUUGUGAUUCUCCACGUUGCAUCCUUUGCUGGCUAGAUUCAUUUUUCCAUCACAUUAUACACUGCUCAUUUCCAGGGGUUACGAACACCUCUGCAGCACAGAUACGAGGUGAUCGGGACAGGAAAUGCUGCACAUGUGUAACACAGUCCUGGCCACUAGAGAUGGUGGAGAUUUUUCCUAUAGUGUACAAGUACUACUAUCACUGCUGGACUGCAGGGUGAUCAAAGACCCUAGAUACGAGCAGUGUAUAAUGC
Molecule: messenger RNA, 3038 nt
Organism: Bufo gargarizans (Asiatic toad)
Lineage: Eukaryota; Metazoa; Chordata; Amphibia; Anura; Bufonidae
Product: zinc finger protein 260-like
Exons: 6
Coding region: 284-2467 (727 amino acids)
Biological process (GO): regulation of transcription by RNA polymerase II
Cellular component (GO): nucleus
Molecular function (GO): DNA-binding transcription activator activity, RNA polymerase II-specific; RNA polymerase II cis-regulatory region sequence-specific DNA binding
Source: RefSeq, a predicted model, not a curated record